This is a messenger RNA of Mytilinidion resinicola, 858 nucleotides long. RefSeq lists its product as uncharacterized. NCBI's taxonomy places the organism in Eukaryota, Fungi, Ascomycota, Dothideomycetes, Mytilinidiales, Mytilinidiaceae. Gene Ontology annotation, cellular component: kinetochore. Gene Ontology annotation, biological process: kinetochore assembly; protein localization to kinetochore; attachment of mitotic spindle microtubules to kinetochore. The record is from RefSeq and is a predicted model, not a curated record. Bases 22 to 858 code for a protein of 278 amino acids. The transcript has 3 exons.
UUGGACAAUUUCAAAGAAACAAUGGCCUCCGACACAGCUGCCGCGCUCAAAGAGCUCCAGAGCUCUCAUCCCCUCAAUCUCAUCGAGCUGUCCGACUCGAUCCGCCCGUCCGGCGCCCAAGACGCCGAGAAGCGCUCCUCAGCCAUCUCCGACACCUCCGCAAAUGCAUUCGAGAACGCGACGCCGGCGGGGUUGGAGGCGGAUCUAAUACACUACAAAGAACUCUUCUCCAAACUCCGCUUCUCCUACGUCGAGCAAGUCACCAAAGAGAAAUUCCUGCGCGCCAUAACCGACAACCCCCCCCUCUUCAUCGAAGCCUCCGAGAACGCCGCGCUAGAAGCCCAGCUCGCCGAAGCAAAAGCCGCCCUCAAAGCGCAAAAAGUCGAAGUCGCCGAGCUCAUCAAACAGCUAGAAUCGCGGGGCAGGAAUCUGAGUAAUCGCUACGAGUCUGUCACCCUCCGCACCACCUCCCUAGCCACCCUCCCCGCCGAGAUCUCAACCCUCGAGUCUGCAAUCGCGUCCCUCAAGCACGCGCAGGCGCCGCAUCCUACCAACCCUUCGCUUUCCCUCCCCCUCCCGGAAACCCUCGAGCUCCUCCAGUCGAAAGAAGCAGAAUUGGCGGCGCUGGACGCGGAACUAGCGCGGCUGCAGACGGCGGUGCCGCGGAAGACGCAUGAACUAGAGAGGAUAGAGGCGGAGCUGCGGCCGCUGGAAGCUCAGAAGACGGCGAAGGUGGCGGCUGCGGUGGAGGCGAGGAGGCGGAGGGAGCAGGGGGGUGGGAUUGGGGAUGAGUUGGAGGAGCGGGGCAGGUGGUUGAGGGCGAGUGAGGCGGCGUUGAAAGGGAUGUUGGAGGUUUGA